Molecule: messenger RNA, 2656 nt
Organism: Culex pipiens pallens (northern house mosquito)
Lineage: Eukaryota; Metazoa; Arthropoda; Insecta; Diptera; Culicidae
Gene: FucTA
Product: glycoprotein 3-alpha-L-fucosyltransferase A
Exons: 5
Coding region: 1036-2514 (492 amino acids)
Cellular component (GO): membrane
Molecular function (GO): alpha-(1->3)-fucosyltransferase activity
Source: RefSeq, a predicted model, not a curated record
UGCCUUUUUCGAUAGGGCAGUGACUUGGCUCUCGCGAAGGGUGGUGAAAUCUUUUUGCAUCACGUUUUACCGUAGAAAAAUACGGCGAUAAUGCAGCAUUUAUUGGUUUCCAAACUAGCAAACUAGCGAAAAAUUGGUUUGAUUCCAUGUGAAAACGUGGCGCGCUCGUAGUGGGUCGAUUUGUGGCGUCGCGACGCUCUUUUUUUGUGGGAGCAAAAAAAGAGGCGUAUUUUUGGUGAAAUUUGUGUUAUCAAUUUAAUGACCAUACCAUAGAAUGAAAUAUGCCGAGAGUGAAAAAACCGCGUUUUGAAUGCCUUUCUCUGCCGGACAGAUAAUUACGGGAUAACGAAGAGGGGGCAGUUUAGUUAUUGUGGAGCGCGAGAGUCGGACUGUGUGUGAUUUUUUUUUUGCGUGGCAUGCUGCGUCUAAGCACCAACUAAGCACUACACUGUCCAUUGUAGAUGCUUAUCGGGAAUAAAAGGGGUGGCACGCGGGGCGAGAGCAGAAGGCAAUAGUUUGUUCUAUUUGUAUCGGAUCGGAAGCGAGAGUUGUAGUCGGUUCUCAGUCGUGAUGCGGUGCACAGAUUCGCCGUGCGCCCUUCAAUAACAAAUGCUAAUUCUAAUUUAGAGAGUGGGGUGGAAAAAUGGUGCAAGGAACGACUCCACCAGUGCAAAUCUUUAGCACGUGAAAAUCUCGCCAGUGCAGCUUCGCCGGGGCUCGGAAGUUAUAUAAGCCACCAAAUUUAGAGUGUGAUGAAAACAACGGAAAAAAAACUUUACAAAAACAAGAAAAAUCGAUUACCUCAGUAAACUGUCAAAUGUCGAGUAAAAGAAGCAACUUGAAGUGAAUAUUCCUAAUUUGAAAAGCACCGAUUCUAAUGUCCGCCCACUUUCCCACGUCCUUCCCUCACGUGACAACUGCUGGCAAUUUUCGAACGACCGUGGUCUUUUGACCACCCAAAACCCAAAACCACCAGAAAGUUCACUGGAAAAAGGGGUGCAAGUUCAGACUGAGUCAAAUUGAAAUGCAUCGAUCAUGAGAUUCCCCAAGGUAUCGCCGAAAAAGUGUUUCUUUCUUAUUUUAUGUUUCGCCGUGCUGGUGCUGCUCGUGUUCAACUUAAGAGACAAGGAGCUUAGCAGCAAGGGAACACAUCCCGUGUACAGCCGGGACGAGUACCAGGUGGAGUACAACAACAACAACAACAAUCAGGACAGCGCCAAGGAUGGGGAGCUAUUCGGCACGACAGAGGACGCCGACCAGGGCAGGUUGGACAGAGCCUCAAGCAAGCUGGACAACGGAUACGACGCGUCCUUGAAUGAGCUAUCCCUAGCCGGUCCCAACCAGAUGAGCAGUCUCAACGAGAGACCAUGGUACUUUUCGAACGGCGUACGCUACCCAAAAGCGGUCAGCCGGAACCGGAAGACCAACAAGCGGAACGCCCGACUGCUCCCGUCGGAGACCUCCCGAACCGAUCGAAUCUCGAACCAGCUGAUGUACGUUCCCGCGAACUACGAGACGAUCAAAAGAAAGGGCAAAUUGAAGUCGAUUCUGCUGUACAACGGACUGGGGCCGUGGAACGUCAAGGCUGGCCGCGAUGUGUUCCUCACGUCCAAGUGUCCCGUGACCACGUGCAGCAUCACGUCCGCCCGGGAAAAGGCGGUGUCGGCCGAUCUCAUCCUGUACAAAGAUCACUACAUUCCGCCGGCGGUUCCGCGAUCGGCGCAUCAAAUUUUUAUGAUGUACUUUUUGGAAUGCCCGUUUCACACGCAACACGUUAAAUUUCCCGAUGCUUUCAACUGGACGGCCACCUACAGGAAAGACAGUGACGUGGUGGCACCGUACGAAAAGUGGGAAUACUUUGACCCGCGGAUUCGGCAGAUCGAGCAGGACCGCAACUACGCGCUGAACAAAACCCGGAAGGUGGCCUGGUUUGUGUCCAACUGUGGCGCCCGGAAUGGCCGGCUGCAGUACGCCCACGAGCUGCAGAAGCACAUUCAGGUGGACAUUUACGGUGCCUGCGGUACGUACAAAUGCUCCCGCACGACUGCCGAAAAGUGCUUCGAGAUUCUGGACCGGGACUACAAGUUCUACCUGGCGUUCGAGAACUCCAACUGCAAGGACUACAUCACGGAAAAGUUCUUUGUGAAUGCCUUAAACCGUAACAUCCUACCGAUCGUGAUGGGCGCCCGGCCGGAGGAUUACGAAGCGAGUUCGCCGCAAAAGUCGUACAUCCACGUGGACGAGUUUGCCUCGCCGAAAGAGCUGGCCGAGUACCUGAACAUUCUCGACCGGAACGACGAGCUGUACAACUCGUACUUCAAGUGGAAGGGCACCGGCGAGUUCAUCAACACCUACUUCUGGUGCCGGUUGUGUGCGAUGCUGCACGACGAGUCCUCCUUCCAGAAGCCAAAGUGGUACGAGGACAUCAACGACUGGUGGCGGGGCCCGGGAGUGUGCACAAACGGCUCCUGGCGGAACUUCCGUGCCCGCAAGGAUGCCAUCAGCGAGGAAUAAUCAAACAAAACCAAAAAAAGAGAACAGACUACUUACGACAAGCGAAAGGAAUUAGUGUGUACGUCUCUAGUUUAGGAAUUUCAAUUAAACAAAAAAAAAACAAAACUUUGUUCGAUCAAUUACCAGGUAAGAGGAAGAGAAA